AUGGAAUGUUCUUUACAAAAUCAAAUUAAAGCCUCAGAUUUUGUUAAUAAUUUUUUUAAAUUAUAUUUUGAUGAAGUUUUUAUUCUAAUUUUUUCAAAAUGCUCAAUGGAGCCAGGUUUUCUUGGUCAAUCAUAUAGUUGUCCAGUUAUUCAAGGUGAUUCAACUUUUACAACAAUUUCAUGUAAUAUUUCAAAUUUCUUAAAACUAAAAGAUGAAUCAAAUAUAAAGAAUCAAUGUAGUCAAAAUUCAUAUUGUUUAACAAAUAAUGCAAGUUGUAUAUGUAAUUAUGGUUUUACAGGUUUACCUGAUUGUACUACAAUUCACUAUGAUUGUAUAAAUGAUUGUUCAAUUUCAAUUGGUGGUGGAACAUGUGACUAUUUAACAGGAAUUUGUAGUUGUAAUCAAUAUAGAGGUAAAGAUUGUUCAGAAAUUCAAUGCCAAAAGACCUGUUUUAAUGGUGGUGUAUGUGAUAUGACUAAGGGUGAAUGUAAAUGUAUUGGCAAUUACUUUGGAGAUGAUUGUUUAUCAAUUUAUUGCAAAUGUAAAUGUAUUGGCAAUUACUUUGGCGAUGAUUGUUUAUCAAUUAACUGUACUAAUAAUUGCCAAAAUGGUGGUAAUUGUGAUACAACUCUAGGUGAAUGUAAAUAUAUUGGUAUUUACUUUGGAAAUGAUUGUUUAUCUAUUAAUUGUCCCAAGUCUUGUAUGAGUGGUGGCUCUUGUGAUCAUACUACAGGUGAAUGUAAUUGUUUAAAUCAAUAUCAAGGUGAAGAUUGCUCUUCAAAUAAAUGUAUUUUAACCUCUUGUUUGAAUGGUGGAACAUGUGAUUUAUCAACCUACCAAUGUCAAUGUAUUAAUGGAUAUCAAGGUGAUGAUUGUUCUUUACCAUUUAUUGAAUGUGAAAAUAUUUAUCAAGAUAAUGGUUAUUGUAAUAAUCAAACUGGUAAUUGUAAUUUCAUAUGCCCAACUCAAUGUUUUAAUCAAGGAAAAUGUGAUGCAGAAAUUGGUGUUUGUGGUGAAGUUACAUUGUUUGGAUGGUUUGGAGGUAUUCAUUUUGAUUUAACAGUUACCAUUGGUCAAUUAAAUUGUAAAGAUCCAAAAGCAAUUGAUAAUAAAACUAUAAAAUGUGAACUUCCACAAGGUCAAUCAGGUAUUCAAAAUGUUAAUGUCACACAAAAUCAAAUUAUUUGGAUGGGAAAAGAUCUUUUCAUCUAUUUAGAUAAUGAAGAUCCAAAUAUAAAAAAUAAUUGUUUAAAAAAUUGUAAUAGUAAAGGUGUUUGUUUAUCAUCAGUGGAUUCAAAAGAUACAAAUGGUAAAACAACAAUUGAUGAUAGUUAUAAUAAUUAUGAAAUUUUCAUUGAUAAAUUAAUUGAAUUAAAUUUUAAUGGUAAACAAGUUAAAAUUUAUGAUAUAAACCAAAAAUGGGAAAAAGUAAAAAACGAUACCACCAACAUUGAUAAAUCAGUACAAUUAUUUAAUCAAAAAUUAGAUGAUAACCAAGUUGAAUUAAUUUAUAAAGUAGAAAUAAUAGAUCAAACAAAAGAUUAUACAUUCUCUGAUUUAAAUUAUAGGUUAGAAAAGGAUUCAAUUAAAAUUUCUAUUUUUAUUUAUAACUAUACAUAUUCAAGUACAUUAAAUACUUUACAAUUACAAAUAGUUACAAAAACAGAAGAAAAAGAAAUUAAAAAAGAUAAAUGUAAUAAUAAAGAAACUGAAAUCGAAACAACAUCAAAUCAACUAUUAAACUUUAUAACAAUUAAAAAAGAUAAUAAGGUUCUUUAUGGUCGUUUCAUAAAUAAAGUUAUCUCUGAUGGUAGACCAAUUCAUUUGAAAACUUCAAUAAUUUCAAGUGAUAAAAGUAAAUCAACCAUUACAAUGGGAAUGGAUUUACCACAUUGCAAAAACUGUUUAAUCGAUCCAGAUUUCUCUUUACUAUUAACUACAAAUUUUAAAGAUUUAUGUGGAGAUAAUGACAAUAGAAAAUCUUACAUUAUUCCAGUUGCAGUUGUUACAUCAUUUGUUGGUGUGGCUGCAAUUGGUGCAUCUGGUUUUUUGGUUUAUAGAAAAAAGAAAGUUGAAGUUAGUCAAUUAAAAUUAAGAAAGUUGGCGAAAAACCAAUAA
Dictyostelium discoideum AX4 is the source of this 2118-nucleotide messenger RNA. RefSeq lists its product as hypothetical. Lineage: Eukaryota; Evosea; Eumycetozoa; Dictyosteliales; Dictyosteliaceae. The transcript has 7 exons. The record is from RefSeq and is a predicted model, not a curated record. The coding region runs from base 1 to 2118 and encodes 705 amino acids.